Molecule: messenger RNA, 3207 nt
Organism: Boleophthalmus pectinirostris (great blue-spotted mudskipper)
Lineage: Eukaryota; Metazoa; Chordata; Actinopteri; Gobiiformes; Gobiidae
Gene: brinp1
Product: bone morphogenetic protein/retinoic acid inducible neural-specific 1
Exons: 8
Coding region: 300-2594 (764 amino acids)
Biological process (GO): negative regulation of mitotic cell cycle; positive regulation of neuron differentiation
Source: RefSeq, a predicted model, not a curated record
UUGUAAUUUUUUCUACCUUUUUUUUUUCUUAUUCUCGUCCUAGAGCGCGCCAAUGCCAGAGACCACGCCGAAAAAGAGGAUUUUUUUCCCUUGAGCAUGAAAAGGAUUGCCAAACCAUCCGCAAUCCAACAUCACCGACUGAGCCACCAGCAUGAACACUGGAUACAUAUGCUACAGCAGAAGUUGUUGGCUCGACAACUAACAAACCUUGGACCGCAGCUACCGCGAAGAGGGGAGAGUCAGUUUUAGGUCUCCACAGAAUGGAGCGAGAAUGAACAGAGAGCGGUUUAAGAAAAAGCAUGAACUGGAGGUUUAUUGAGGUCAUCUGCUUCCUGUUUAUAUGGGACCAUAUAACAGUUCAGUCUUCCCGCCAGGAGCGCCAGGAGCCAUCGGCCACUGAGCAACAUGUCACUAAACAGUAUGACUGGCUCAUCUCAGACCGGGGACCUUUCCACCACUCCAGGAGUUACCUGUCCUUUGUGGAGAAAUUCCACCAGGGAUUUACGACCAGAUAUAAAAUUUAUAGGGAAUUUGCACGUUGGAAGGUGAGGAACACGGCUAUAGAGAGGAGGGACCUGAUCCAGAACCCAGUGCCGCUGAUGCCGGAGUUCCAGCGCAGUGUGCGUUUGCUUGGCCGCAGACCUACCACUCAGCAGUUCAUCGACACUAUCAUUAAGAAAUAUGGGACCCACAUUCUCAUCUCAGCCACACUGGGAGGUGAGGAGGCUCUCACCAUGUAUCUGGCCAAGAAUAAGCUGGACAGGAAGCUUGCCAAUGCUACACAGAACGUGGAGGCCCUCCAUCAGCUGGCCUCAUCUUACUUCAUCGACCGGGAUGGCACCAUGAGGAAGCUGCACGAGAUCCAGAUUUCGACUGAUGCCAUUAAGGUGACAGAAACACGGACUGGGCCACUGGGCUGCAGCAGCUAUGAUAAUCUGGACUCCGUCAGCUCCAUCCUCCUGCAGAGCCCCGAGAGCAAGCUUCAUCUGCAAGGACUCCAGGUGAUUUUCCCAGACUACCUACAGGAGAAGUUUGUCCAGUCCGCUCUGAGCUACAUCAUGUGCAAUGGUGAGGGCGAGUACCUGUGCCGGAACAACCAGUGUAUCUGCCAGUGUACGGAUGAGUACCCACAAUGCAACUGUCCCAUAACCGACAUCAAGAUAAUGGAGAACACCCUGGUGGCCAUGUCUGAGACUUGGGCCUCUUCAUACAAAGACUUUGAAAACUCUGAUGAGUUCAAGUCCUUUCUGAAGAGGAUGCCCUCCACUCACUUCCUGCCCAUCAGCAGCGUGCAUCUGCUCUGGGGCAGUGACUGGGACCUGCAGGCUCGCUACAGGCUACUUCAGAGCUCCCUGGAGAUCCAGAGGCUCAAAAUCCACCGAACUGCCCGCAAGCUGUUUAGUCUGAGCAUCCGCUGUCACCACAACCCUAACCACCAGAUGCCUAGGGAGAGGUCUGUGAUGCAGUGGCUGAACCGCGUGCAGUCCUUCCUCUACUGUAAUGAGAAUGGUUUCUGGGGGACCUUCCUGGAGAGUCAGAGGACCUGCGUGUGCCACACAGGGGUCACUCUGUGCCAGCGCCCCAUCCCUUGUGUCAUCGGAGGCAACAACAGCUGUGCCAUGUGCAGUCUGGCCAACAUCUCACAGUGUGGCUCCUGUAACAAGGGCUAUAAGCUGUACCGCGGCCGCUGUGAGCCUCAGAAUGUAGACUCUGAGCGCAGUGAGCAGUUUAUCAGCUUUGAGACAGACCUGGAUUUCCAGGACCUGGAGCUCAAGUACCUGCUCCAAAAGAUGGACUCUCGUCUCUAUAUACACACUACCUUUAUCAGCAAUGAGAUUCGCCUCGAGACCUUCUUCGACCCUCGGUGGCGUAAGCGCAUGUCCCUCACUCUUAAAAGUAACAAGAACCGCAUGGACUACCUCCACAUGAUUAUUGGCCUAUCAAUGAAGAUUUGCCAGAUGCGAAACAGCAGCAUUGACCCCAUGUUCUUUGUGUAUGUUAACCCCUUCAGUGGCAGCCACUCGGAGGGCUGGAGCAUGCCGUUUGGUGAGCAUGGAUAUCCCCGAUGGGAGAAAGUGCGGCUGCAGAACUCACAGUGUUUCAACUGGACACUGCUGUUGGGAAACCGCUGGAAGACUUUCUUUGAGACAGUCCACAUUUACCUGCGUAGUCGCGCCAAAAUUCCCACUGGUCUCCGCAAUGACACAGGCCAGGGCCCGGUGGACCUCGCCGACCCAAACAAACGACAGAUUUAUAUCAAAAUAUCCGAUAUCCAGGUGUUUGGCUACAGUCUACGCUUCAAUGGAGACCUGCUCCGUAGCGCUGUGCAGCAGGUAAACCAAUCAUACACACAAGGAACUCAGUUCUACUCCUCCUCCUCUGUCAUGCUCCUGUUACUGGACAUCAGAGAUCGGAUUAACCGCCUUGCCCCUCCGUCUGCACCCGGGAAGCCCCAGUUGGACCUUUUCUCUUGUAUGCUCAAACAUCGGCUCAAGCUCAACAACAGUGAGAUGAUCCGUGUGAACCAUGCCUUGGACAUGUACAGUACAGAGAUACUCAAACAGUCCGAUCACCUAACAACUAAACUCUGUUAAAGGUUAACAGCAAAAUAGACUAAAAACAUGAAUCUAAGGGAAUAUUCAUCUGAAUUUUGGUUCUUUUUGGACUUUUUCUGCCUUUUGAUGUAAUAUUAACUUUGUAAGAAUAAUUCUUAAAACAAAAAGGAACAUGCAGUGAUGAAAGCAGUUGAGGCUGACAAAGAAGAUAAUGGAUCCACUUUAAAGACUGUACCAUAUUUGUCCCAGCAUGUCUGUCAUUCCCCUAAAGAAACUAAAAAGAGAAAAAAAUAUGAAUCCAUUUACUGGUGAAAAGAGGCCUUGAUUUUACUCUGAGGGAUCAAAGGUUUUAUCUGAAACUGCCAUUCUUAUGAAAUACAAACAUUUUUAAAGAAAAAAAAACAGGGGCAGACCAGAUAUCCUUUAUUUCGACUCAGCUGUUUCCCAACUGAUGGACUGUUUAAUAUUAUUAAUGUUUAUAUGAUGUAAGGAUCACAUAGCCCAAAUAAUCACAAUAGAAACUCAACUUCAAUUGAAAUCUGAGUCUAUGUUGCCCUUUGUAAGUUACCAAACACAUAAGGCACACAAAAGGCAGUAAUGCAUAGUCAUGUUGAAUAUCAAAGCCAGCUGUUUAUAUCCACAUAUAUAUGUG